This is a messenger RNA of Fibroporia radiculosa, 1320 nucleotides long. RefSeq lists its product as uncharacterized. Gene Ontology annotation, cellular component: U6 snRNP; U4/U6 x U5 tri-snRNP complex; cytosol. NCBI's taxonomy places the organism in Eukaryota, Fungi, Basidiomycota, Agaricomycetes, Polyporales, Fibroporiaceae. Bases 1 to 1320 code for a protein of 439 amino acids. The record is from RefSeq and is a predicted model, not a curated record. The transcript has 14 exons. Gene Ontology annotation, molecular function: RNA binding; zinc ion binding; fructose-bisphosphate aldolase activity. Gene Ontology annotation, biological process: glycolytic process; mRNA splicing, via spliceosome; gluconeogenesis.
AUGGGUGUACUUGACAUUGUCCCUGCCGGUGUCUUGACUGGCGACAACGUCCGCAAGCUUUUCGAGUAUGCAAAGGAGCAACAGUUUGCCAUUCCCGCCAUCAACGUGACAUCCUCUUCAACUGCGAAUGCGGUGCUUGAGGCUGCCCGUGACAUCAAGAGCCCCAUCAUCAUCCAAGUCUCGCAGGGUGGCUCGGCCUACUUUGCUGGAAAAGGUCUUGCCAACGACAAGCAGCAAGCCUCUAUCGCGGGCGCCGUCGCCGCUGCCCACCACGUCCGCAUCCUUGCAAAGGAAUAUGGCGUUCCCGUAGUGCUACACUCAGACCAUUGUGCGAAGAAGUUGCUGCCGUGGUUUGACGGCAUGCUCAAAGCCGACGAAGACUACUACAAAGUGCACCAGGAGCCGCUCUUCUCGUCGCACAUGCUCGACCUCUCCGAGGAGUCCAAGGAGGAGAACAUCGAGACCUGUGUAGCCUACUUCAAGCGCAUGGCACCCAUUGGCCUGUGGCUCGAGAUGGAGAUUGGCAUCACUGGCGGUGAGGAGGACGGUGUCGACAACACCGGCGUAGAUAGCAGCCGGCUCUACACGCAGCCCCCAGACAUCUAUGACGUGCACACCGCACUAGCCGCCAUCAGCCCGAACUUCAGCAUAGCGGCUGCCUUCGGUAACGUACAUGGCGUUUACAAGCCCGGCAAUGUGCGUCUACACCCUGAGCUGCUCCAGAAGCACCAGCUAUAUGCGGAAGAAAAGACCGGCAAGAAGAAGCCUCUUUUCCUCGUCUUCCACGGUGGCUCUGGUUCCACGAAAGAGGAGAUCAAGACAGCCGUGGAGAACGGCGUCGUCAAGAUGAACGUGGACACGGACACGCAAUUCGCUUACCUAGUCGGUAUCCGGGAUUUUGUCCAGAACAAGUCUGGCUACCUCCAGUCCCAGGUUGGCAACCCUGAAGGUGCAGAUAAGCCCAACAAGAAGUACUAUGAUCCCCGUGUCUGGGUCCGCGAGGGAGAGAAGACCUUGACGGCGCGCGUCAAGGAGGCGUGCGCUGACCUCGGCAACGUCAAUUGUGUUCUGCUCAUCCUCCAGGAUGGUCGUUCGAUUAUAGGUGUCAUGGCUGGGUACGACCAGAAAUCGAAUGUGGUCUUGUCGGAUUCGAAGGAGCGCGUUUAUAGCGCAGACGAGGGUGUCGAGGAAAUCCCUCUGGGCCUCUAUCUUGUAAAGGGUGACCAGAUUGUCUUGAUCGGUGAAGUCAAUGAAGCACUUGACCAGUCCGUCGAUUUGGCGACAAUACGCGCCGAGCCGCUACCUCCAAUUCGUUAUUGA